AUGACUGAGAAGCGCCUCACCUUCAGCCAGGACGUCAUCACCCAGCAGAACGACAAGGAGAACGUAUCCGACCUCGCCUCGUGUCUCGAGCGCACGAUCGUCUCGCCGAACACGUACCUGCGCGCGCGCGGCCCGCCCCAGUACGGCGAGACGCCGCUGACGCCCGGCGCGCCCGCGCCGCGCGAGGCGCCCGCGUCGCGCUGGACGCCGGCCGCGCGGCGCGCCUCGGGCGCGUCGUCCGUCGGCGGCGGCGACGACGACGACGACGACGAGGCGAUGGACGACGACGAGGACGCCGCGGACAGCGGCGACGACGGCGAGGCCAUCGGCGGUGGCGUGCGCGGCGUGAGCCGCAAGUCGGUCGAGUGGGCGUCGCGGCAGCAGCGGCUCAUCGACGCCGCCGCGCGCGAGCCCAAGGCGGCGAUCAAGAUCCUCAAGCCGCCGAACCCGCUGAGCCCGGGCGCGUCGACGCCCGAGGUGCCGCGCUACGUGACGUCGUACGCCGAAACGCCGCUCUCGGGCGAGAGCCGAUGCUCCGACUGGGUGCCGCGGUCGCGGUCCGACCGCGGCGACUGGGACCACUCCGACGACGACGACGACGACGACGAGCGCGGCGACGACAGCUUCCGGUAG
Molecule: messenger RNA, 633 nt
Organism: Pelagomonas calceolata
Lineage: Eukaryota; Pelagophyceae; Pelagomonadales; Pelagomonadaceae
Source: the annotation of a GenBank genome assembly